Molecule: messenger RNA, 3504 nt
Organism: Fukomys damarensis (Damara mole-rat)
Lineage: Eukaryota; Metazoa; Chordata; Mammalia; Rodentia; Bathyergidae
Gene: Mmgt1
Product: membrane magnesium transporter 1
Exons: 4
Coding region: 186-581 (131 amino acids)
Cellular component (GO): plasma membrane; early endosome; Golgi apparatus
Source: RefSeq, a predicted model, not a curated record
CCCCCUCUUCCCGGCAUUCCUGUUUCCGCCUUCUUAGUGCGCUCUGGGUUCUGCACCACUGAGGUGUUUCGCGCCCGGGGCUUCAGUGACGCCAUCGCUCUGCGCCGCGCAGACACCCGCCGGUAGAGAGGGAGCAAUUCCGUCGCCCUUCGCCUCUUUUGUUGGCCUGCUGCUCCUUCCGAAUCAUGGCGCCAUCGCUAUGGAAGGGGCUAGUAGGCAUCGGCCUCUUUGCCCUGGCACACGCCGCCUUUUCCGCUGCGCAGCAUCGUUCUUAUAUGCGAUUAACAGAAAAAGAAGAUGAAUCACUGCCAAUAGAUAUAGUUCUUCAGACACUUCUGGCCUUUGCAGUUACCUGUUAUGGUAUAGUUCAUAUUGCAGGGGAGUUUAAAGACAUGGAUGCUACUUCAGAACUGAAGAAUAAGACAUUUGAUACUUUAAGGAAUCACCCGUCCUUUUAUGUAUUUAAUCAUCGUGGUCGUGUACUCUUCCGGCCUUCGGAUACAACAAAUUCUUCAAACCAAGAUACGUUACCCUCUAACACAUCAUUGAAGUUACGAAAACUCGAUUCACUGCGCCGUUAAGAUUUUUACAAAUUGUAAUAUCAGAACAGGACAGGACAGGACACAGAGCUGAAUGUUGGAGUUUGGGGUGUGAAACACUCCCCCAUCAGUAUUUAUAUUGACCUUUCAGACCUAAUUUAAAAAAAAGAAUCUAUGCCCCCAUUUGUACACUGUUAAUGAGAUUGUUAAUGAAGUAUAUUUUAUCUGUGAAAUGAGUCUUUGGUCUUUCGUAUAGGGAAUUUUUUUCAUUUGAAACAAACAUGCAUCUUUUGUAAAAGUCACUGUUUUGAGCAUAUGAAAAAUGAUGGUGGUUUUUGCGAUUAUUUAUUUUCCUAGGUUUGUUUUGCACUACCAUACUUAGGAAUCUCUCUUUUCUUUUUUUUUUUUGGAGAUACUAUGUGACUACUGCAUUUUGCAGCCUGAAUUACAAUAAAAUGGUCUUCAGUUCUUUUCAAAUUCUGAGAUGAUGACGUCUCUUUUUUUCUUAUGGCCCCAAAAAGUGGUUGUUCUUCCACAGAUAUUUGCCAGUUUUUAAUUUACCCAUGACUUGUCACCCCACCCUGCUCCCAUAUGCUUUCUAACAUCUGCUGUCUUGUUUGAUCACUUCUCUGAGAUCAUUUGCAGUGAGCAAUUUUUGUGUCAGAAACUCUGUCAUAGCAAAUAUAUUUAACAAGCUCAGCUUGCUCUAAAGCUACUUGUGUUCUCUGCGGUUAGCUGUAAAAACCUUCCCCGAUUAUAUAGUGUUAAGAAUAGUGGAAGAUGACUAAAAAGUCAUUUGUGAUUUCAUUAUCCUGCCUAUGUAGAAGAAUAGUAAUUAAUGAGGAAAAGUGAUUAAGCCAGUUUAACUUCUUUAAAGUCUGUGUUAGUGUAUUUAAUACUAAGAUAGUAAAUUAGUGAAAAUAAAGGAAACUUCUCCUUAACCUUAAGGCAGAUGUAAAGGAAUUGGCCAAAUAUGUUCUAAAUAUUUGGGAUUAAUAUAUUCAAUUUGUUUAGAAAAUUAAGGUCAUUUAAGAAAUUCUUGUGUAGCUUCUGAUUUAUAGCAGGCUUUCCAUUUUCCAUCUUCCCUGCAUGGUGCUGAAGGUGAAGAUGAGGAUACAGAGUUGAAUUUUUUCAGAAACAGUAAUUUUACUCUUAGAGAAAUUUGGCUAUCUCUUUGAGCCAAAAAUCAAAACAAAACAAAACCUGCAGGAAGCUUGAGUUAAUUUUUUUAGAAAACAUUGCUUUUGCUAAAUUGUGCCAGUAUAAAAACAUUACUUUUGUUGAAUUGUAUAGGCGUAAAGGGAAUAACUGUGCAGGUUUUAAAAGGAAAUAUGCUUUGGGCAAGAGUCAUAUGAUGCCCAUAUACUUGAUGACAUUUUUUAAUUAGAAGUGAAUCUCAGCUCUUCUGUCCUGCCUGGUAAUGCACAGCCCCAAAGGACAAGAUCAUUUUGUCAUCGGAUUUCUAUUCUUUUUGUUUACCAGUCCAAUCCGUGGAACACUGACUCUGCUCUCUAAUGAGAACAAAGUUAGAAUAUGUUGGUAACGUAAAAUAAGUUAGUAAUGUGUUAAAAAUGUGAAGUCAGGGAUUAUAGUGAUAAUAAUGAAGUCAAAAUACUGUGCGAAAAACCAGCCUCUUUUAUCAGGCUCAUCUAUCGUUUCCUCAGGUACGACUUGAUUUGGGAGAGCCUCUUGUUUUCUUCUCUUUUGAGGCUGUCUUCCUUUCCCAAUAUGUUUUACAGUACUGUUCCUGACAUAUAAUUUACAUAGCUUGCAAUUCACCUAUUUAAUGGGUACAGUUAGUGAUAUUUAUAUUCACGGGGUUGUGCAACCAUGAGCACAGUCAAAUUUUUAGGAUAUUACAUUACCCCAAAAGGAGCUCUGAACCCUGUAGCAGUUGCCUCUUAUUUUCUUCCAGAACCCACCCCCAGCCCUAGGCAACCACUUCUUUCUUUUUUUAUAGUUCUGCCUAUUCUGAUUAUUUAAUAUAAGUGGAUUCAUAUCUAAUAUUUGGUGACUGACUACCCAAAUAGAGUUUUCUGUAUGAAAUGAAAAGUUCUCAUCUUGAGAACUUAUUACGGUGAAAGGAAGUGUUUGGUAAACCAGCAAAUUUAAAGAGGGAGGGGCAGAUACCUAAUAAAUAGGUUUCUGAGUUAAUCUGAUGCUGAAUAGCUUUUCCUCAUAGCCAAGCAAUCAUGAUAUACUACUGCUUAUGAUAUCUUGGAUAGUUUCUAGAACAGGUAUUGAAAUCUCUCUUUUUCUGCCCAGUCAGGAAAAUCCUGCUAAAAAUGAUGCCAAAUAAUUUGGCAAAAAAUUGACAUAGCAGUCUUCAGGUAUGUGUAACUUUGCUAGCAGCUUGUAUACCUCGGGCCAGGUGAGCGCCCCAAAUUUCUUCUGACAUGUACACCAGUGUAUUUCUGUUGUCUGUUUCAAGUAUGUACAGUAGAACUGAAGGUGAUUUGAGUGCAUUGUAACAGUGCUAAAUCUAUCAAGUAUGGAAUUUUACUUACAGCACUAUGAAAUAGUCCAUUACUGCCUAGGGUAGUUAAAAAAAUAUAUAGUGAUAUGAACUAAUUAAGCCUGCAGUUGACUCUGAUUUCAGUAACAGUUCAGAAGUGUGAAAAGUGCACCAAACAAAGUUCUCCAGAAUAUAGCAAGACUUUUUAAUAAUCAGGGAACUAGCUAAAUUCUAUGGGCUAGUGGCCCAGCAGCAGAAAAUGCAGAUCAGUGAAUCAGAGGCAUUUGCUCUGUAACUCCCUACUAAUUAAUUGUUUCCAAGCAUUGUGGCUUAUUUUUGAGUGGCAUGACAGCUUCUUCCUGGUUAUAUGUGGCCUGUUUCCCUGAUGUAUUGAGUAGUGUUGUUUGUUGUGAACAUCGGUGCCUGUAACACCAAGCUAAACACAUUUCUUUGGAUUUGUUUCCUCUCUUCAAAUAAUCUUUCCCUGUGUAAUAAAUAAAUGAUUGUCUC